AUGGAACAACUGAGGAUAUCUUCACUUCUUUCGCCUAGUAUCGAACCGGAACGGGAUUUGUCGGCUUCCAAGAGCCAGAAUGUUCCACAAUCUCCAACACAGCAAGCUAGACAGGGCUCUAAUCCGCCCAAGGUUAUUCUGCCGACACAGAAAGCUGGGGGAAACGCCCUUGCGAAGAACGACUCGCCUGACGCUCCGGGCGUCUUGGUCGCUCGGAUAAGCUCACCAGUAAACUUGUCGGGUGAAAAGGCGUCAGGGCAGACUAAGAAGCCUGCUGUUGCAGCUACAUCUAGCGCUGGAGGUAAAGUGGCAGAAAAGGAGAAGAAAGUGAGCCUGACCGCCACGGUGCCGUCGAAGCCCAAGGCCAACACGAGGACCGCAGGUGAGGGCAGGAAAGUCUCGAAGACCGUCAAGAAGGACGCGACUGCUCCUGCAACAUCUAAGAGUGGAUCGGAAAAGAGCACCGCUAGCAAAGGGCAGUCUGAGAACGAGAAUGGUGGCAAACAGAACUCGGAGAAAACUACCGCCAAGAAAGAAGGCAAGAAAACUGCUAGUAAAGUAUCAGAUAAAAAAGAAGGCGGUGUGCCUUCUAAGGCAGGUGACACCAAGAAGAAAGCCGCUGUAAAGAAGGAACAAAGCUCAUCAACGAAGGGGAAGACGCCUAAGAAGCUAGUCGCGGCGCCAGCAAUAAAGUCGCCCUCUUUACUUGACCUAUUUGAGCGUGGAAAAGUAACGAAAGAGAUACAGGAUCCUACGAUAGUUUUGGAUGUUCCAUUGUACUCUUCUAAGACUAAUGAGUAUUUAGACGAAAAUGGUCAAGUCUCAUUCAACUUCUACAAGCUUGUUCACGAUAAAUUCCACGCUACACAGAGUGAGAGCAACAUAACUGAUGUUAAAGUUGCUAAAAGAAACCUUUUGACUCAGCUGAAUACGACAAACACUGUUGGAAAUGCAGAAGAUGAAGAAGGCGAGGAUCUUGUGGAAGUUGACGAUGAAGGAGAUGACGAUGAGGAAGAUGAAGGUGACGAGGAAAAGAUAAUGGCCUCACCGAAGAAAAAAUCACAUCCAAAUAAAGGAAAAAGUCUAAUUGGUAAAUAUGAUAUCGAGGAUCCUUUCAUUGACGAUUCCGAGCUGCUCUGGGAAGAACAGCGUGCAGCUACAAAGGAUGGAUUUUUCGUCUAUUUUGGACCACUGAUUGAAAAAGGACAUUAUGGAAGCCUUGAAAGGACGGACGGGACGAUGAAACGAGGUGGCGUGAAGAAUAAAUAG
Molecule: messenger RNA, 1269 nt
Organism: Torulaspora globosa
Lineage: Eukaryota; Fungi; Ascomycota; Saccharomycetes; Saccharomycetales; Saccharomycetaceae
Gene: HPC2
Product: Hpc2p
Exons: 1
Coding region: 1-1269 (422 amino acids)
Source: RefSeq, a predicted model, not a curated record